UGCCUCCCCGCCGCCGCUCACGCACGCGCCUACAAUAUUUUCUCGUUUCUCUUCUCUCUCUGCCUCGCCUCGCCUGUCCUCCUCCUGGAUGUCCCCGUCCCCAUCGGCCGGCACGCUCGCUCCGCCCACUUUUCUCGACGCCGUUCGGCCGCAGCUCUCCAGCCCUGUUCCUCGACCGUCCCCAACUCCCCAUCGGCCACACUCGCCGCCCGCGCGUGUGCUCGGGUAGACGUGCCUGCGUCCUGCGCCGCCGCCGUCGUCGAACGUGCCGUGGCCGGCUGUCCGCACGCGCAGCGUCGCCUCUAUAUCUCGCUCUCCACGCCGGCGUCGCACUCGCUGCGCACACUGCGCGGAGUCGUGGUGACCCUUCUCUCUCGUUCGUCGGAAGCCAUGGGGGAGCCUAGCAAAGAACUCCUGGACCUCCCAUCGGGGCCCAAUCCACCCUCCUUCAUCGAAUCGCUGUUCGCGGGCAGGGAGCAGCACAAGGGCACGCGCAAGGCGGGGCCUCCCACCGACCCACUCCCAAAGAGCCAAGUUCUUGGAAAAGUGAAGGAUUUCUUGGGAGAGAUGGCAAAGGCCAAUGAGAAAUUGCAGCUUGAUGCGCAGAACAAGCCUCCUGAGGAGUAUGACAUUGAAGCACUCACUGGAAAUGAAAAGGAAUAUAUUGAGAUGGAUUUGAUUCUCGGUGUAGCUGAUCUUCAUUCAGAGCAGGCUGUGGAUGCAGCUGAGGCGACAAUGAGCAGCUUCCCACCCUUGGGAAGUUCAUUUGCUAGCAGCUCAUCUGACUCAGAAGAUGAUAUCGAUGAAGAUGGUGACGAUGAGCCUGAAAUGCCUAGCAAAGAAAAAUGUGGCAAUCCAGAUAAACCGGAGGCUAAUCCAGCCAAAGGGAAGAAGCCCAAUAAAAGACAGAAGAUUGUUGUUCUCAACUAGUCAUCCUUGACAAACAACGGCAGGGAGCUUUGUUGCUUCUCAGGAACACCCAAGUUUUGUGCUGUGUGAUGCUCAGGUUAACUGGGGGCUGUAUCCUUAUGGGCUAAGUGAUGUCAUGCUCCACUCCAGCAAUACAAUGUGUGACAAUAUCGUUUGUUCUGAAAUAGCGUUCCAUGUACUAUCCUGUUUCCUUCACGAAUUGUUCAGGUGCUUAAUGCCCUUGAAGAGAACACAGAAUGGGGUUCUAUGUAGUUUUAGCGUCUCC
Triticum dicoccoides is the source of this 1195-nucleotide messenger RNA. RefSeq lists its product as uncharacterized. The transcript has 5 exons. Gene Ontology annotation, molecular function: box C/D methylation guide snoRNP complex binding. The record is from RefSeq and is a predicted model, not a curated record. NCBI's taxonomy places the organism in Eukaryota, Viridiplantae, Streptophyta, Magnoliopsida, Poales, Poaceae. Bases 391 to 930 code for a protein of 179 amino acids. Gene Ontology annotation, biological process: box C/D snoRNP assembly.